Molecule: messenger RNA, 2957 nt
Organism: Physcomitrium patens
Lineage: Eukaryota; Viridiplantae; Streptophyta; Bryopsida; Funariales; Funariaceae
Product: NADPH--cytochrome P450 reductase
Cellular component (GO): cytosol
Molecular function (GO): flavin adenine dinucleotide binding; FMN binding; NADPH-hemoprotein reductase activity
Source: RefSeq, a predicted model, not a curated record
UGACCUCGUUCAAUUUCGCUUGGUUUGCGGCCCCUGCUCCCCUGCCCCCUUCUCUCCCUCUCUCCGUCGUAUUAGGUCUUUUUCCCAUUACGCCAUUACUACCCUGGUCUCUACCGCGGGGUCCUUUCCUCACCAAACUCUUCAGCGGACGGUUGGUCAAUGAGAGGUCGCGUGGAUCUCCUCGCGGCUCUGCCCGUCUCGAUUGGUAUUACCCCCCCCCCCCCAUUUGGACUCCAUUGCAUGCUCCCACGCUUUUCGUGUUCUCAAAUCGCCCACGUCGCUGUGUGCCGCGACUCAUGUGCUCUCCAGCUGCGUGUUGGGCUUGAGUGUCAAGGAGCACCGUGGCUCCUCAGCGGGUGUGGGCUUCUUGAGAAGCGUGUGAGGAGUUUGUGAGAGAUUCUGAUUGUUUUUGAUUGACAAUUCAGUGCGAGUGUAGUAGGAAUUUUUGUGGAGUGGAAAGGGCUGCGUCGUGUGUUUCGUUGGUGGAAUUUUGGGGAUAUGUGGGUUUGGAGAAAGGGAAUUGGUUUGGGAAGUUUGUGAAGCAAAGAUGACGAGCGUGAAGAUGGCGCUGUCGUUUAUGCCCCCGGCUUUCAGCAUUUUUGAGGUAUGGGCAUCCGUAUUGUUGGUCACUGCGGUGGCGUUUUUUAUAUGGAGGCAGCAGGGAGAGAAAAAAGCUGUCGAGACGAAGCCUGUGGUGGCGAAGCCGGUACAGUUAGAUGAGGAGUUUGAGGAUAGCUCCGUGAAGCGAGUGACAGUAUUCUUCGGGACUCAGACUGGUACAGCGGAGGGGUUUGCGAAGGCGAUUGCUGAAGAGGCCAAGUCGCGGUACGAUAGCUCCUCCGUGGUGUUUAAGGUCGUGGAUCUAGAUGAUUACGGCGCGGAUGAUGAGCAGUACGAAGCAAGGUUGAAGAAGGAGAGCUUAGCGUUGUUUAUGGUGGCGACCUAUGGUGAUGGUGAGCCAACUGACAACGCUGCGCGGUUUUACAAGUGGUUUGUUGAGAGUGGGGAGGAUCAGCAGAUAGGGUUGGAUGGGUUGAAGUACGCUGUGUUUGGGUUGGGGAACCGACAGUACGAGCAUUUUAACAAAGUCGCGAAGAAGGUUGAUGAGGCAUUGACGCAGCAAGGUGCGCAACGGAUCGUAGAAGUGGGACUCGGUGACGACGACCAGUCCAUAGAGGAUGACUUCACUGCCUGGAAGGAAAAGCUGUGGCCCGAGCUCGAUGGUUUGUUGACGACUGAGGACGCCCCCACGACUCCCCAUGCGCCUUAUCAGGCCGCUGUCGCAGAGUAUCGGCUGGUCACUUACGAGCCUGGAACCAAGCUUUACGUGGAGGAGUACGCUGCCAAGAAAAAUGGGCAAGCUGUGUACGAUGCCCUCCACCCCUGCAGGGCAGACGUGGCCUUCGUCAAGGAGCUACAUAAACCUCUCUCUGACAGGUCAUGCACCCAUUUGGAGUUUGGCAUUGCAAACACAGGCCUGUCGUAUGAGACCGGCGAUCAUGUUGGAGUCUACGUGGAGAACAGCCAGGAGGAUGUUGAGGAGGCCGCUAAGCACUUGGGUUACCCUCUUGAUACUAUCUUCUCCCUCCAUGUGGAUGCAGAAGAGGGGCAGCUUUUAUCAGGGUCUCUUCCGCCCCCGUUCCCAGGGCCUUUGCUGCUUGAGACAGCACUGCGCCGUUAUGCUGAUUUGCUCAGUCCUCCUCGCAAAUCCGUGCUGUCUGUGUUGGCCGCAUUUGCCUCCGACCCGGAAGAGGCCGAGCGGUUGAAGCAUCUGGCGAGUCUGCUCGGUAAAGAAGAGUACACGAAGUGGGUGGUGGCUAGCCAGCGGAGUCUGAUCGAGGUGAUCGCUGCGUUUCCCUCAGUGAAAUUACCUCUCGGUGUUCUCUUCGCUUGCGUUGCGCCACGCCUGCAGCCACGGUUUUACUCCAUCUCAUCUUCACCCAAAUUCUCCCCGACCAGAAUUCACGUCACCUGCGCGCUUGUAUAUGGUCCGAGUCCCACGGGACGCAUUCACCGUGGUGUUUGCUCCACCUGGAUGAAGAAUGCACGCUCUAAAGACACUUAUGGUGCGGAUGACUGCAGCUGGGCUCCCAUUUUUGUCCGCCAGUCGAAUUUCAAACUACCCGCAGACUCGACUAUCCCAAUUGUGAUGGUUGGGCCAGGAACCGGAUUGGCUCCAUUCAGGGGUUUCUUGCAGGAAAGAGCUAUGCUGCAGGAAUCAGGAUCAACGCUGGGACCGGCUAAGUUCUUCUUUGGUUGUCGCACUCGUACCCAGGACUUUAUCUACGAGGAAGAGCUCAACGCCUUUGUUGAGAAAGGGAUCACCGAACUAACUGUAGCCUUCUCGAGGGAGGGUCCGAGAAAGGAAUAUGUCCAGGACAAAAUGCUGGAGCAAGCAGGAGAAGUGUGGAAAUUGAUUAGAGAAGGUGGAUACCUGUAUGUCUGUGGGGAUGCGAAGGGGAUGGCUAGGGAUGUACACAGGAUGUUGCACACCAUUGUGCAGCAGGAAGAGGGCGUGACGAGCUCGGAGGCGGAGGCCGUUGUGAAGAAGUUGUCACUGGAUGGGCGUUACCAGCGUGAUGUGUGGUAAUCCUUCUACUCGGCACGAGUGUUGCAAACCAGUGCCAGGGAUUGAGAUGGUUAUAGUUUAGUUAGAAAAUAUAGCCUAUAAGGGAACAUUAUACUAAUUAGGUCAAUCGGAUGGAUACACAGAGGGUAGUGCGCACAUUGUGCAAUGCAGAUUUGGAAGUUACGCUUAUCAGUUGUAAGGUAUUAAUGUAGUGAAUAGGCCUCUCGAGUAUGUAUAGUGUCCUUGAUUUGCAACGGGGACAAGACCUUGUACUUGCCAGUGGGAAUUGUCCUCUGGUCAUCUUCAGAUCUCUUGCUGGGAGGAAGCUCGCCAGUUUCACGUAUUUUAUUUUUCGUAACUCAGUUUCUUGGCGUUUCGAGUUUUGUCA